CAGCGGGGGAACGUGAGAGAGCAGCAGCCUCCAGAGCACAGAGCUGAGUCCGCUUCAUCCUCAGCUGCGGCCACCUCUCCUCUUCUCUCAUCCCCUCUUUCUUUUCUCUUUCCCUUCUUUCCGCUGGGCUCAGGUCACUGCUCCCCCACCCCUUCCCCUGCGGAGGAUUCUGUCCACAUCUGUCCCUGCCUAAGAUAAAGCCAUGGGGUACGGCCGAUCAGACAGCUACCGUGUGGCCACCACGCAAGACAAUAAGGAUGAUGAAAGCCCCACUAAGGCACAAUCUAAGCAAAAGAAGGAAAUGGAUGAACUUAAGAAGGAAGUCUCCAUGACCGAGCAUAAAAUGUCAAUAGAGGAAGUGUGCCGGAAAUACAACACAGACUGUGUGCAGGGGCUGACACUCAGUAAAGCAGCAGAGGUCCUGGCACGUGAUGGCCCCAAUGCCCUCACACCACCACCCACCACCCCAGAAUGGAUCAAAUUUUGCCGUCAACUGUUUGGAGGAUUCUCCAUCUUGCUUUGGAUUGGGGCCAUUCUCUGUUUCUUAGCCUAUGGGAUCCAGGCUGGUACUGAGGAUGACCCUGCAAAUGACAAUCUCUACCUGGGUAUCGUUUUGGCUGCUGUGGUUAUUAUCACUGGCUGCUUUUCCUAUUAUCAGGAAGCCAAGAGCUCAAAAAUCAUGGAGUCCUUCAAGAACAUGGUUCCCCAGCAAGCUCUGAUCAUCCGUGAAGGGGAGAAGAUGCAACUGAAUGCGGAAGAAGUUGUAGUUGGAGAUCUAGUUGAAGUUAAAGGAGGAGACAGAGUACCAGCUGACCUUAGGAUAAUCUCUGCCCAUGGCUGCAAGGUGGAUAACUCUUCCCUAACAGGAGAAUCAGAGCCACAAACCCGGUCACCUGAUUUUACACAUGACAACCCACUUGAGACACGAAACAUCACUUUUUUCUCAACUAACUGCGUAGAAGGCACAGCUCGUGGAGUGGUUAUCGCUACAGGGGACAGGACAGUGAUGGGUCGUAUCGCUACCCUGGCCUCUGGACUGGAGGUAGGAAAGACUCCAAUAGCCAAGGAAAUUGAACACUUCAUUCACCUGAUCACCGGUGUGGCUGUCUUCCUUGGUAUCUCCUUCUUCGUUCUCUCUAUCAUUUUGGGCUAUAGCUGGCUGGAGGCCGUCAUCUUCCUUAUCGGCAUCAUUGUGGCUAAUGUACCAGAGGGGCUGCUGGCCACUGUCACUGUGUGUCUUACUCUAACUGCCAAGCGCAUGGCCAGGAAGAACUGUUUGGUUAAGAAUCUUGAAGCUGUAGAAACCCUGGGAUCUACCUCUACUAUCUGCUCUGAUAAGACUGGGACCCUCACUCAGAACCGUAUGACUGUUGCUCAUAUGUGGUUUGAUAACCAAAUCCAUGAAGCUGACACCACAGAGGACCAGUCAGGUGCAUCAUUUGAUAAGAGUUCUCCUACCUGGGUGGCCUUGGCUCGCAUAGCUGCUCUGUGUAACCGAGCUGUGUUCAAAGCAGGAAAUGAUAAUAUUCCUGUACUAAAGAGGGACGUGGCUGGGGAUGCCUCAGAAUCUGCUCUCCUGAAGUGCAUUGAGUUGUCCUGUGGGUCUGUCAAGCAUAUGAGAGAAAAGUACAAGAAAGUGGCCGAGAUCCCCUUUAACUCCACCAAUAAAUACCAGCUUUCCAUUCAUGAGACAGACGAUCCUGAUGAUAACCGUUACCUUUUGGUGAUGAAGGGUGCACCAGAGAGGAUUCUGGAUAACUGUUCCACCAUCUUAGUUCAGGGCAAAGAGCAGCCACUUGAUGAAGAGCUUAAAGAGGCUUUCCAGAACGCAUAUCUAGAAUUGGGCGGCCUGGGAGAGAGAGUGCUGGGAUUCUGCCAUUAUUAUUUCCCAGAGGAGCUCCAUCCCAAGGGCUUUGCUUUUGAUACCGAGGACUUGAAUUUCAGCACUGAAAACCUGUGCUUUGUUGGACUCAUGUCCAUGAUUGACCCUCCCAGAGCAGCUGUGCCAGAUGCUGUAGGCAAAUGCAGGAGCGCUGGUAUAAAGGUUAUCAUGGUGACUGGUGACCAUCCUAUCACAGCCAAAGCCAUUGCAAAGGGAGUGGGGAUCAUUUCUGAGGGUAAUGAGACCGUGGAAGACAUUGCAGCCAGACUCAAUAUUCCUGUCAGCCAAGUUAACCCAAGGGAUGCCAAAGCCUGUGUAAUCCACGGCACUGAUCUGAAGGACAUGCCCAUGGAGCAUAUAGAUGAGAUCCUACAGAACCAUACAGAGAUUGUCUUUGCCCGUACCUCACCACAACAGAAACUCAUCAUUGUGGAAGGAUGCCAGCGCCAGGGUGCCAUUGUGGCAGUGACAGGGGAUGGUGUAAAUGAUUCACCUGCUCUAAAGAAGGCAGACAUCGGAGUGGCUAUGGGCAUUGCAGGCUCUGACGUUUCCAAGCAAGCAGCUGACAUGAUUUUGCUAGAUGACAACUUUGCUUCUAUUGUCACUGGCGUAGAGGAGGGACGCCUUAUCUUUGACAACCUUAAGAAGUCCAUUGCAUACACCCUGACCAGUAACAUCCCUGAGAUCACACCCUUCCUGCUCUUCAUCAUGGCCAAUAUACCACUGCCACUAGGUACCAUCACCAUCUUGUGCAUUGAUCUGGGCACUGACAUGGUACCUGCCAUUUCCUUAGCUUAUGAAGCAGCUGAAAGUGACAUCAUGAAGCGGCAGCCAAGGAACCCUCGUACUGACAAGCUGGUGAAUGAGAGACUGAUUAGCAUGGCAUACGGACAGAUUGGUAUGAUCCAGGCUCUAGGCGGCUUCUUUUCCUACUUUGUAAUUCUGGCAGAAAAUGGUUUUCUUCCAUCAUUCUUAGUCGGAAUACGGUUAAACUGGGAUGAUAGGACUUGUAAUGACCUCGAAGACAGCUAUGGACAGCAGUGGACGUAUGAGCAGAGGAAGAUAGUGGAGUUCACAUGUCAUACAGCCUUCUUUGUCAGUAUCGUGGUUGUGCAAUGGGCAGAUGUCAUUAUUUGCAAAACCAGGAGGAACUCUGUGUUCCAGCAAGGCAUGAAGAAUAAGAUUCUAAUUUUCGGUCUGUUUGAGGAAACGGCUUUGGCCGCAUUCCUGUCUUACUGCCCAGGAAUGGACAUUGCACUGAGAAUGUACCCGCUAAAGCCCAGCUGGUGGUUCUGUGCCUUCCCAUACAGCUUCCUCAUCUUUGUAUAUGAUGAGAUCCGGAAACUUAUCCUACGGAGACACCCAGGAGGUUGGGUAGAAAAAGAAUCUUAUUAUUAAACUCCCAGAGCAUCGCCUCCUGGACCCUCUCCGACCUCUAAAUUCCCUCCAAAAAAAAAAAAAAAUUAAAGAAAAAAAAAAAAAAAAAAAAAGAAAUAACCAAACACCCCCUUGAAUAAACACACAGGAUACAAAGGAAUGCAACAUCCGCUGUGAAAUCCAGCUCCCCAGUCUUCUGUUUUGAGAUUACACCUUGGUUCUUUUCAACUCAUUUCUCUCCCCCUCCCUUUUCUGUAAAAUUAUAAAUAUAUAUAUAUUAUAUAUAAAUAUAAAUAGGACCAGUCAUUUAUUUUGUUUUUUCUUUUUUUUUCUUUUACUGCUGUAUUCUUAAGGAGGGGGAGAGAGAGUAUAGUAACAAAAAGAAAGUGAGUUAUGGUAACUAGGAAAGAGAAAUAAAAUUGACUACAAAUGGUACAUAAGGGAUUAACCCCUUUGCAACUAGAUGAAUCUAUUAAGCAAUGGGUUGCAGGUUCUCUGGCUGUAAUAGGAUUAGUGAACUGAGAAAUGAAGAAUGGUUAGAGAUACUCAGAGGAAAGGGGAGGCAUAAACAAGUGGUCAAUGGGGGUCUGCAAUAUGAUACUCUUCCUGUUAACCUCUUUGCUGCCAAAGGAGAGUAAACACAGUGCAUUGUGUAUUCUAAAUGUAACUUGCUGCUUCAGCAGACAAAUGGUUAUCCUGGAAUUUGCAAGGGCACCAGUGAUCCGGGUUGAAAUGACUCUACGAAUAAUCUGGUGUACAGUGUAGGGUUUUAUGGGGCAUUGUUAAAGCCCUGCUAACCCCUUGACUUCCAGAGAGACCUAGAGCAUCUCUCAUAUCGGAGUCUUAUUUCUGUAAUACAUUUCCCCACCCACCCAGUUACUAUUUAUCAGUAUCUACUGUAUUCAGAAUCUAUGGGAGUGAGAGGUAUUUGUCUAUGCUGUCUAUUAGGAGGGGUGUGAGGUAUGUGUCUAUGGUGUCUGUGCUUUAGGACUGAAUGAGAGGUAUCUGUCUCUGUUAUUUCUGUAUGUGUGCCUGAUGUUUGUGUAUUCGGAAAGCAUAAGCAGUACAGAAUGCACUAUUUUUGUAGUAGGAGGGGGUGAACGUGGAGUGAUGUCUCUUUAAUUGAAGGAGUUAAGAGGGUGCCAUCUCUGAAUUAGUAUUGGAGGCACAGCAGACAAUGAGCUUAUGAGUGGGUAAGAACUCAAAGUAAUAAAAGAACUGUGAGGAAAGGCAGCGUGUUUGUUAGGCAAUGUCUGUUAUGAAUGAGUGAUCUUAGGUUAGAAGAGGUGUAAGGAAGUGAGGCUUCAAUUAUUAGAGGCAAACCGGAAAGCUGGAAUAUCAGUAGAACAGAAUGAAGUCAAGGUCUACUGAAGGUGAGGAACAAGUGGCGUUUCAUGAAGGAAGCAGUGAGAGGAUGUUCUCUUUUAGACUGGGUAAGAAAUAAUACCAAUAUAGUAGAGAUAUGAGAGGUAAAUUGUCAUUGGAGUAGCAAAAAUUGAGCAGAUCAUGUCCCUUUAGGUGAGCAAUAGGAGGUGGUGACAAUCAAGCUACAUGUUUACUGUACUGAAAGGGGGUAAGAGGCAGCCUAUGUUCACUUUGCAGUAAAAGGAGAGGCAGGACGCAUGCUUUCUGUAGUUGGAGGGAGUAUGAUAAUGAAAAUGCGCACUCUACAGUAGGAGAGGCACAAACAAUUGUAUAUGGGGGGGGGGGGGGCAAAGGAACAGUAAUAUGCUCUUCAUAGGAGGAGGGAUUAUAAGGAGGAAGUGUAUUAUUUUAGAAAAAAGGGAAAAGCAAUCAUGCUCACUCUAGCAUGGUUGCUGCAAUAACAUAAGAAGCCUUGUGCUCUCUGUAGUAGAGACAGGCAAUGCUGUAAGGGGUGAAAGACUGCUGGGUUUUCAUUAUAGAAUAGGGACAGAAGUAGAGGGCAUGCUUGCAGUAACAGCAAUUAGAGACAAUGUGCACUCAGUAGUACAGAAGCAGUUAAUGAUGCUCAGUGUAGGGGGGGAGGCAGUCAAUGGGCGUACAGAAGAAGGGGUGAGAAACAGAAAAUGUGCUUCUUGUAACAGUGAUGAGAAACAACGUUAACUAUGUAGUAGAGAUGCAGGUAAUGCUGCUAGAUGUAGAUGGGGAGAAGGCAGACAAUGCGCUCUUUUAAGGGAGCUGCGACAGGCAACGUGCUUGCAGUAACGGAUGAGAAGCAUUGUGCACUCUGUAGGAGAGGGUUAGAGAAGGCAAUGGGUUAAGAGAUGUGCUUCGCGGAAUAGCAUGGAGAAGCAACUGUUACUCUGUAGGGAGGCAUGCUGUGCGAUUGCUGUAGGAGUGGAUGAGAGACUGGCAAUAUACUGUAUGUGGACUCUAGUAGAAAUGGUGAAUGGAAGAUGCUGUCUCUUCUACAGUAAAACCAGUUAAUGGAACGGUUUCCCUGAUAUCUCUAUUACAAAAUGGAUGGUUGUUUCCAGUUUAUGUCUCUGUUCUGUGUCUCUGUCCCCCCUCUUACAUUAGUUUUUGUCAAGUUGUCAAUUUUUUUUAAUCUUGUGUUUUCCUGCAAUUUUCUGUGAUUUACAAAAAUAAAUAAGAAUAAAAAUACCCCAAAAAACGUCAA
Molecule: messenger RNA, 5861 nt
Organism: Bombina bombina (fire-bellied toad)
Lineage: Eukaryota; Metazoa; Chordata; Amphibia; Anura; Bombinatoridae
Gene: ATP1A3
Product: ATPase Na+/K+ transporting subunit alpha 3
Exons: 23
Coding region: 203-3280 (1025 amino acids)
Biological process (GO): intracellular potassium ion homeostasis; potassium ion import across plasma membrane; sodium ion export across plasma membrane
Cellular component (GO): membrane
Molecular function (GO): ATP binding; P-type sodium:potassium-exchanging transporter activity; ATP hydrolysis activity
Source: RefSeq, a predicted model, not a curated record